CCAUCGUCUCUUUGUUUGCGGAAGCAUCCGUACCUUAACUUGUCUGCAAUAGAAGCUUUUUACAGAUCUUGAAAUUCCCUCUUCUCUGAACUGACUCGCCGGAGCUCCAGCGCCCAUGGGUGUCCCUGCCUUCUACCGGUGGCUUGCCGACCGGUACCCCCGGUCGAUCGCCGAUGUGGUCGAGGAAGAGCCAGUUGAUGGCCCCAACGGGGUCGUCUUGCCGAUCGACGUCUCCAAGCGUAACCCUAAUGGAAUGGAGUUUGACAACUUGUAUUUGGAUAUGAAUGGCAUAAUUCAUCCGUGCUUUCAUCCUGAAGGCAAGCCUCCACCAGCUACAUACGACGAUGUAUUUAAAUCCAUUUUCGAUUACAUUGACCAUCUCUUCUCAUUGGUUCGGCCAAGAAAGGUUCUUUACAUGGCAAUUGAUGGUGUUGCACCUAGAGCUAAAAUGAAUCAGCAACGUUCUCGGCGUUUCAGAGCUGCAAAAGAUGCUGCCGAGGCCGAAGCUGAAGAAGAAAGAUUAAGAAAAGCGUUUGAAGCUGAUGGGCAAAGCUUAUUACCUAAGGAGAAGCCCGAAACAUGUGACUCUAAUGUCAUCACUCCCGGAACUCAAUUUAUGGCAGUGCUCUCCGUAGCACUUCAGUAUUACGCGCAUUCAAGAUUAAAUCACAACCCAGGGUGGAGGUUUACGAAGGUUAUUCUAUCUGAUUCAAAUGUUCCUGGCGAGGGAGAGCACAAAAUUAUGUCAUACAUUCGGCUACAACGCAAUUUGCCUGGUUUUGAUCCAAACACUCGACAUUGUCUGUACGGUCUGGAUGCAGAUCUGAUUAUGCUUAGUCUAGCAACACACGAGAUUCACUUUUCAAUUUUAAGAGAGGUAAUAAUGCUACCAGGGCAACAGGAAAAAUGUUUCAAUUGUGGCAAAGUUGGUCAUUUUGCAGCUGAGUGUCGUGGAAAGUCUGAUGGUCCAGAAGAUUGGAAUGCAGCCGAUGAAACUCCAAUUCAUAAAAAGAAAUAUCAGUUUCUCAACAUUUGGGUUUUACGAGAAUACUUGCAGUAUGAAUUGGACAUUCCCAAUCCACCUUUUGAGGUUGAUUUUGAGCGAAUAGUGGAUGAUUUUGUGUUUUUGUGUUUCUUUGUUGGCAACGAUUUUCUUCCACAUAUGCCAACCUUGGAGAUAAGAGAGGGUGCUAUUAAUUUGCUGAUGCACAUAUAUAGAAAGGAGUUUCCUGCUAUGGGUGGUUAUCUUACUGACGCGGGUGAGGUUAUGUUAGAUAAAGUGGAGCAUUUUAUCCAAGCUGUAUCUGUACACGAAGAACAAAUCUUUCAAAAAAGAGCCCGAAUUCAGCAGGCACAAGAGAAUAAUGAAGAAAUGAGAGGUAGAGCUAGAAGAGAGAAUGGUCCUGCGCCCCCAGUUCCAACAAUUGACAAGAUCAAGUUAGGGGAGCCUGGAUACAAGGAGAGGUAUUAUGCUGAGAAGUUCAAUGCUAACUCAGAAAACAUUGCUGAAAUAAAACAAGAUGUGGUAAGUCCAUUCCUUGUGCAGACUGAUCCUUAUAUGAUUUUGUCUCAAAAGAUUCUCUAUUUUCUUUUCAGCAUAUACUCUUAUAUUGUCUUGUUUAGCUUAUCAACCGUCUUCAUUUUUAUGCAUCAUGCGUAUUGCUUAUAUGUAUACAGUUCAACCGCUCUUCCUGAGAAAUACAGAAACUUGAUGACCGAUCAUUCAUCGCCAAUCCUUGAAUUUUACCCUUCAGAUUUUGAGAUUGACAUGAAUGGAAAGCNGUCUAUCCAUUGGAUCUUUUUCCCUUGUGAAAUUCAGGGUGUUGCCAAAUUGCCUUUCAUUGACGAGAGAAAGUUGCUUGCUCAAACUAGGAGACUUGAAAGCUCUUUAACGGAUGAAGAGAAGAAUCGGAAUAGUGUGAUGCUUGAUUUGCUUUAUACGCAUUGUGCCCAUCCACUGUCUGCACAGGUUUUCUCUUAUUACCAAGUUGCUAGUCAACUACCUCCACGUGAAAGAACUUGUUGGGUGAUUGACACGAAUGCCAGUGGUGGGAUGAAUGGAUACCUCUGGUUGUGUGAGAGAAAUGUAUUCCGUAAUGUUUUUCCAUCACCAAUCAGUAGUUUGCCAGAUAUCCAGCAUAAUCAAGUCCUGAAUGUAACCUAUCUUAAUCCUCAGAAGCAUGAACAUGUCCCUAGACCUCCAAAGGGUGUAAUCAUUCCCAAAAAGGUUCUAAGUUCCUUGGAUAUCAAACCUUUCCCUACCUUAUGGCAUGAAGACAAUAAUUCCCGGCGCUAUCAUGGCAGAGAACGGCCUCAAGUACCUAGAGCUAUUGCUGGCCCUCUUUUGGGAGAAGCAGCUCAUCGUCUUGUGAAAAACACUCUUAAUAUCAAACCUAAUGGUGGCUCGUCAUCGGGAUUAUUUGAUCAACCCUAUUCUCGCAAUUUCCCGGGACAGCCUAUAUUCUCUCGGCCGCGACAAGUUGGAUCUUCAGGUUUUGAAACGGGGUAUGGUGAAGAUCCAAAUUAUUCCUACGGGCACUAUAAUAACUACCAGGGUGCAUCAGGUAGGCCAAGAUAUCCCAACUCUUCAAAUGGUAUGCCAGGUGACAACAGGCAAAUUUCCCGUGGAAAUGAUAGAGUACAGCAUCAGGAGCGAUACAACAAUGUGAGGACUGGUAUGUCUGCUUUGACAAUUGAAGAGAGCAUGAGGAAUCGAUCUCUCGACAUGUUAACUCCUGGUCUUUCUCCCGUCAUGAUGCCAAAGAUGCUGAACGUCGGAAACUCGGCAAACCAACAGAAUUUUGCCCAGGCUACUGACGCUCUUCCUUCACCACCACACAAAUGGAUCAAUAGAGCGCCAACGCCAACUGCAAAUAUAAUGUAUGCAAGACAACAAGAAAGUUUUACAGGAGGAGCCAACGAGAAGCAAGCGAAACAAAUGUAUCUAGCAAAGACUCCAUCAUUCCAGAGUGGGUCAGGAUCUGGAAGCAGGCAGUAAUCCUUGUUUGUUCGGUUCGUCUUGGCUGCUGUUUAAGUUGCCCCAAAUACGAAAGACAUUUGCAGUAUUCCUCAACCUUUACCUAACAUGGAUUUGGGUGAGUCACACCCUAACAGAUGCUUCGGGGCAAGUCAUGCGAGCUGAUCAUUCAUCUGGUGGAAUCACUUCUUGCAUUCUCAUCGUGACGUUUAUUUAGCGACUGGGGACGACAUAUAAAGAUGGAACUAUUUGCAUGCAAGGACAGAUUCAAAUCAAACAAAUCGGUAAGAGAUCAUUUAGUGAAUUUUGUGCAUAUUGUACCAAUGAAUCAUCAUCCCAUUACUGUUGUUGUGUAUCUACAAGGUUUACCUCUAGAAAUACCCCACCUUACUUUGGGGUUUUAAAGAGGAAUUGUAGAGUAGACAUGUUGAUUAUAUAGGAUAUAUCAGAACACACAGGAUAUGAGUAGUUAAUAGGUUAUCUUUGUACCUUCUCGAAAUGGUUGGUUUCGUUCGAU
Molecule: messenger RNA, 3494 nt
Organism: Cucurbita pepo subsp. pepo (vegetable marrow)
Lineage: Eukaryota; Viridiplantae; Streptophyta; Magnoliopsida; Cucurbitales; Cucurbitaceae
Source: RefSeq, a predicted model, not a curated record